GGUUGGCCAAAGGAGAAUAUGGAAUACAUCCAAGCAUUCAAUUGGCAAGUCAUUGAAAAGCUAGGGAAUGAAAUAUUACGUUUUGUGUUUGGGCGUCGGUUUAAUAGAAAAGAGUUGGGAAAUGUACUCUUGGAUCCAAAUGCAAAAUGCAAAUCUGAAGCAAUUAAAGCUCAUUUAUACAGCUACUUUGAGAGCUAUAUUUUUGGAAUGCUAUGGGGAAUUGCUGGAAACCAGAGAUCGCGACUUUUGAAUGGGAAUAUCAACUCGACAAUAUGGCGGGAGAAUAAUAAAAGAGCUGUCAUCAACGACGUCAGAAGAGGUUCUAUUUCAGUUGAAAUUCUUAAUGAAAUUAGAAGAUUAGCAUCAUUUAUAGAUGUUCUGCACAAAUGGAAAUUAGAAAUAGAAAAUAUUAUGAAAACGAAUCCAUUGAAAGAUGAAAUUCCUUUCGAAGCACAAAUAAGUCUUUCAAGAAUUCCUGGUGUCAAGGCAUUUGGAAUUUCAAACAAAACCUUUACAGUCUCCAUUGAUGAAGAGAAAUUUAAAAAUAAUAACCAGAUGGUGAAAGUUGUUAAAGAGGCAGUCGGGAAGCUUUUUCCAGUGGAGAGUUCAACAUUAAAGCCAUGGAAGCAGCCUAUAUUUCACGUCAAAUGUGGAGAGUCCAUUAAAGGAGUACAAACUGGAAAAAUAACUAUGUUCACUGAGCUGUAUGGAAGUGAUAAGAUAUUGGACCAUCUGUAUUUCCUUACUUGCAAACAUGUUGCCUCCGAUCCAAAGACAGAAGUGUAUAUGCAUUGCAUGCAGUGCAAAACGCACGCAUGUACAUGUGAAAAAUCUGCCCUUGGUGUGAAUAUGUACCCAUUUGGUCCAGAAAAGAAAAAUAUAUUUGGUGCGUACAUCGAUUUUACUUGUGGGUUAGUAGCGAAGACUAUUGCACCAGAGUGUGACAGGAACCUGAGAAAUAAAUACCACAAACUUAUUGAAAUUUCUAGUGCAUCUGAUAGCACUGAAGAUCACGUGGGACAAAAGAUCCUAAAGUGGACUGAUUCUACAGUAAAAAUUGGUGAAUAUGACGGAGUUCAGUAUUUGGAGGUGAGAGAAAACGAUGGAUUUCGACGUGUAGACAUCAUCAGAUCAACCCAGAUUUCUUUUGGUGGUCCAGGCGAGAGUGGAUGUCUUCUGUACCUUUUGUCUGAGCGCACAGAUGCUUCUGAUAUCAUUACUCCAAUGUUUGUUUACUGUGGUCAAUGGGAGGAAAAUAAGUAUAUGUGCUUUAGAUUUCGAGAAGGACUUGACUGUUUGGCCAGCGAAUAUGUUUUGAAUUUUCGCUUAUGUUAUGAAAAUCCAAAAGAUAGACCGUCCAUGUACAUUUCAUCUCCACGAAAGAGAAAGAAUAACACUCCAUUGCGCAACACUUGAUGUGUCCCAUCAGCUAGAGUACGCCCGUUACUUUUAAAUAAGAACUAAGGUACGCUAGCACUGCUUCAAUCAGCACUUCAAAAACUGUA
Saccostrea echinata is the source of this 1505-nucleotide messenger RNA. RefSeq lists its product as uncharacterized. NCBI's taxonomy places the organism in Eukaryota, Metazoa, Mollusca, Bivalvia, Ostreida, Ostreidae. The transcript has 2 exons. The coding region runs from base 19 to 1416 and encodes 465 amino acids. The record is from RefSeq and is a predicted model, not a curated record.